ACGAAAAUCAAUUACAUUGCCAACACGUCCUUGAUCUCUUACACAUUCUGCCCUCAAUUUCAAGUUGUCAGAAUGUCAACGCUAUCAACGCUUUCGUGCUCUUCAUAGACCACUUUCAUGCCUCCGCGGCGAUUAGCACGCAUCGGUGCAGUUAAGAAAAUGCGUAUUAGUUGCACUUUUUCGCUUAUUUUAAUGUGGAAUUAUGGCAACUUGCCAAAUUAAAUGCAAAUUGCAACAACACCAGCUUUGCUAAAAUUUGUAUGUACACAUGGUUUGAAAAAACGGCAAGUUAGUGAAGUUGAAAAAUUUCAAUGGCAUGACAGCAAGCGUCUGAGCGUUCUUCAUAUUCCAGCAAUAUGGUUUUGCCAAAACCGGUUUUAAAUGAGUUCAUUGGCUUCGAUUUCAAUAAAGCUUAACGCUUUUGGUUAAAGUAAUCAAAUGCUCAAUCCAAUACAAUUAACGCAAACUAAAUUAUUUUUGUAUGCAAUUGCAAAUAGAAAUUUUUUCUUUCUCAAAAGCUUUCAACAGCAGUUUAAGGUUUAUUAUUACAAUUUUUUUUUUUUUACUAUAUAACACUUCUUAAAGAAAAUUAAGAUACAAAAUAUUGAAACUAAUUUAAAUUACAAAACAGUUUUCUCUAAAUUAAAAACAUUUUUUUAUUGAUUUCGACUUAAACAAAUAUGCAACACUCUAUCCUCUUUUAUGAAAGCCUGUGAAAUAAAAACGGAAUAGUUUUGUUUGUAUAAUUGGUACAGAAAGCUAUGGACAAAAUAAUCCCUAAAGCAGAGAAAUGCAGUGGUCGGUGAAGUGAAAAGUUUGUUUAUUACGUUUCGUGAUACAAAACAAUGGUCGUACGUCCUUAUUAAAAAAAAAGGUUUAAAAGACAAAAAAAAAUAUUUUUUUUGAAAUUCGGUAUAAAAAAAGUUUUACAAAAAAAACAAAUAGUUAUUUCAGUUACGACAGUUACAGUUCGACUGUAACGAUUAUAUUUCAACUAUGAAUACAAUUUCACAGAUUUUUAUGCCCUGAACAGCAACCAAUACUCAUAUUAAGUUAGUAGUAUCCGUAACGUCGGAGACUCCAUAAAAAAUAUGUAUGUAUAUAAAUGAUCAGCGUGACGAGCUUAGUCGAUUUUGCCUUGUCCGUCUGCCUGUUUUUUCAGAUAUCGAUCUAAAAUUUUGUACACUUUCUUUUUCUCUUAGAAGCUGCACAUUUGUCGAAACUGCCGAUAUCGACCCACUAUAGCAUAUAGCUGCCAUACAAACUGAUCAAGCAAAAUAAAGUCCUUGUAUGGAAUAUUUUUUUGACAAGAUAUUUUCACAAAAUUGAUCUGGAUUAUUGUCGAAGGCAACGCUAUAAUCUUCGACCAAAUUUUUUGCAUCAAAACUUUUUAUUUAUGAAGGGUAUUACAGCUUCGGUACAACCGAAGUUAACGCUUUUUCAUUUUUAAGUAUAUUUUAAUAAAGAAACUUCAAUUUCUUUUUUUUCUGAUAUCACAAUUAAGUUGUUUUAAAGUAACCCUAAAAUUUGACCACUUCUGUACAAUAAAUGCUUCUACAAGUAUUUUCUCGCAAAAAAAAUCUUUUUUUUCACACAAACACAUAUUAUUUAUGCGUUUAAAAAAUACUAGGGUCGCCAGUGGUCGAAAUUCAACCAAUAGAAAAUACAAUUUAUUAACAAUGUUAAUAGUAUUUAAAUUUUAUUGAAGAAUUUGAACAAAAUAUAAAGAAAGUUGUUGAAUUAUAUAACUAACAACAUUCAUUUUAUUUUGGUGAGCUAGUUGUUUGAUAGUUACAUUUUUUACCAUUUUUUCCAAGGUUAAUUAGUUGGUUGAAUCCACAGCAACAGAACUUCAAUUCGAGAGAUAAUUUCUUUGUGUGUUUUGACGAUAUCCCUUUACUUCUUUUAUUAUUGGUGAGUUUAUUUUUACUUUCAAUUUGUAAACAAAAUUGUUUACAUAAUUUGUACUUUCGGUAGGCGAUAUUUAUUGCUAAUCAGCCAUUCAUACAAUUAAUUAAAUUAUUUUGGAGGUGUAGUGUCGUCGAUGCGCACACAUACAUCUAUUUCAUCAUGCCUUACCAUAAAGCGCUUACAAGGAGAGCACAGAGACAAAGAAAUAGAGGCAAUUUGCAAUUGAGUAGAACACGAAAUGUAAUUAAUACUAAACAUUUUAAUUUAAUUGAAGAUGAUGAUAAUGUUGAUAAUAAUUCAGUUCCUUUCAGUUCCGCCGCCUAAUUUUCUUUCAUAUUGAUUCUUUGAACUUGGUUUGUAGGCAUUGUUUAGCUAAGCAUUUUGUUUCAGAGUCUAUAAUUCGUGAAACAAAUUCCUUCAGUAAGGCCAAAUUCCAUCUUCCAAUAUUAACACAAAAUGGUUUUUUAGUUCAUAAUAUGACGGUCUCACAUCAAAUGAUAGAAAUAUAAAGAAAAGGUCCAAAAAUUAUUUCGACAAUAUUCGAAGCUACAAUUCGGCCUAGGCUAUGGUCAGUUCGGAACAAUACUUGAAAUUUAAUGUGCGUUAAACAUGUAAUUGUUAUAGAAUUCAGUGUUGCAACACGCAAUUAAAAGUGAAAAAAUCCGCCGUAAACGAUACACAAUUAUCCGAUAUAGAUAUGUAUUUGCAACUUAUACAGAACAGCGACGAAAUGUACUUCUGUAUACGACUGUAUUAAGUGUGCCGCGCAAAGGAGAAAUAACAUCGACCAAUGAAAACGCGCCACCGCGCUAGUAGUUGUUGUAGUCGCUAAAUUUGCGCCAACGCAUUUUUACCCGUGUAACUUGUGCACUUCUGCACGUCUUCUCCGUAAUUAUAUAUAUAUAUGUAUGUAGAUAUACUAAUUUUACAACAUACCAAAAGCUCUUGUCAAUCAAAAAAGGAAAAAACCAAUCCAUACAUACAUACGUAUGUAUGUACUUCUGUACACAUUCAAGUUGACCGUGAAAUAUUUUUUUUAUCUCGCACGUCUUCAAUGCGCAGUACGCAUAUUAUCUUAUCAUAGGACCGCUGGUUACAGAAGAACCCAGAAAAAUUAUGGAAAAAAUAGGAUAGGAAUUAGAAGUAGUCAUACAUACAUACAUAUAGCAGCAGUUUGUCGCCAAGGUGGAAGGCAUGCUUAUGCUAAAAAAUUUGAAAUUUCUUAGCAUUAUUUAGCAUCUCAGUCUUAUGUUUUUUCGUAUAUUGCUGCUAACGGUAGAACAUACAUGCAUCUAUAUACAUAUAUAUACUCAUUUGAUUGAGUAGUCAUAUGCGUCGGACUUUAGUUUCUACAACCAUACGUACUUGUACGAAUUGUGCAAAUAAAUGAUUUUUAAUACACAAACACAUACAUACGUUUACGAGCGUGUGUAGAAUACCACAUACAUAUGUACAUGUCUGCGCAAAUGUUACGUCAAAUUUAAAAUUUCGUGUGCGAGACGAUCACAUGCCCCUUGGCGCCCCACACACAAGCGCAUAUUCAGCUGUAUAUAUUUAUGUAUGUGUGUGUGCUCGUGCUGUUGCUGUUUCGCGUCGCUAAGUUAAUCUCUCCUACAAUAUACUUACCGACUACAUACAGUUACUUAGUAAUAAUUCUUAAGCAAAUAUAACUUCUGUGAGUGAUAUUGCGCUUCUUUUAAAAUCAAAGAUUACGUAAAUAUUAAAAUCAAAAAAAAUACCUAAUAAACUAAACGCUUAUCGUUGCGGCAACAAGCGUCCUUAUCAGCGAUGUGCAAGUUGGCUAUUCAUUCGUCAAUGCUUUUGCGCUGACAUCUGCUCAGCAUUGACGCCACCCACCCACAAACGCCUAUUUUUUUCAUCUUAUCAUUAACUCGAAUACUUAUUUAUAAGUGAUUUGAAUGAAGCAUAGAACGAAGAAAGCAAUUGCUUUUUUGCGGCCAAAGCCAAAUCACCAAAGAUUUUUUUUCUAAAUUUAAAUUUAAUUUUAGUUCAAUGCCAUUAUUAUUGUUUAAAUGCUGUAAGAGGCAUUAUGUAAUAAGACGCUGUAUGUAUGUACAUACAUUUGUUUGUAUGUAUGUGCUUAUGUUUCUUCUUGCGUGUUGGCAUUGAGCAAAACACGAGCGCUAUCUGCUUGGUACAAUACCAAGUUGGCGUUAGCAACAAAUUGCUGGCAACCCAAAGCCGCUGAGUGGAUUUUUAUGUAGCAAAUCGGAAAAUCGGAGAAGAAUUCUGUUCACUACUUUUUUGCUUUAUAAUUUUUGUCUUAUUUUAAUUUUUUUUUUUCAAUUUUGUUUUAAUUUUAUCAUUAACAGUUUUUUUUUCUUAAAUUUUUAUUUUUUUAUUUUUGUGUCUUAAAUCUUUUUUUCUUAAAAUUUUUAAAUUUUUUUUACACAUAAAUUCAAAAUAAAUGAUCGUGGGCAUAGACAAAACGUUGUCGCAAUUGUCAAACUGACAAACUCUUUCACUCGUGUAUGUGUGGAAAGCUUUCGAUGCCACCUUUCUAAGCAUACACAUGCAUUUAGAUAUAUGUGUGAGUGUGCAUGUAUUUUCACCAAUUUCACGCGCUCAUUUACCAGCGUUUUGCUAUAAUGUGUUAUAAAACCAAAAGUGCCAAUGUCUUGUCGGCGUUGGCCUUCAGCGAGAAGCCGUAAUGUAACAGAAACAUAUAAAUGUAGAAAAAAGCUCAUUUUUCGCUCUCACACUCUCUUGUGUGUGAAAGAAAGCGCAGGCGUUCCCUUGACCGUUCGCUGGCUGCCAGCCGCUCACUUCCGUGCGUUUGCGCUCUCACCCUCCUCUAUGUACAUAGAGGGUGCAAAAACUCAUUGAAGAGCUUUUUUUUUUUCUAAGUUUUGUUUUACUCAACGUCGCCAUGUAGAAUUUCCAAUUUUCCAUAAGCAAUUCAGCGGCCGUCCGGUGCAGACCUAAAGCUUGAAAGAGGAAGAAGUGGGCAAUAGCAAUUAACAAAUUUUUGUUACUGUGAUAAAUUAUACAAAAACAAAUACAAAAUGGCCAAGGAAGGUAAAGAUCCCUUUGGAUUCGUCAAGGAUUUCGCUGCGGGUGGUAUCUCCGCUGCCGUCUCAAAGACUGCUGUUGCACCCAUUGAGCGUGUGAAACUGUUGUUGCAGGUUCAACACAUCUCAAAACAAAUCAGCGCCGAUCAGCGUUACAAGGGCAUGGUUGAUUGCUUUGUCCGCAUUCCAAAAGAACAAGGUUUUGCGUCAUACUGGCGUGGUAACUUGGCCAAUGUUAUCAGAUACUUCCCAACUCAAGCUUUGAACUUCGCCUUCAAGGAUGUGUACAAACAGGUUUUCUUGGGUGGUGUUGACAAGCACACUCAGUUCUGGCGUUAUUUCGCGGGUAACUUGGCCUCCGGUGGUGCUGCUGGUGCCACUUCUUUGUGCUUCGUCUACCCCUUGGACUUUGCCCGUACCCGUUUGGCUGCUGAUGUCGGUAAGGGUGGUCAACGUGAAUUCACCGGUCUUGGUAACUGCUUGGCCAAGACUUUCAAGAGUGAUGGUCUUGUCGGUUUGUACCGUGGCUUCGGUGUUUCCGUACAAGGUAUCAUCAUCUACCGUGCCGCUUACUUCGGCUUCUACGAUACUGCCCGUGGUAUGUUGCCCGACCCCAAGAACACACCCCUCUACAUCAGCUGGGCUAUUGCUCAAGUUGUUACAACUGUUGCUGGUAUUGUAUCCUAUCCAUUCGAUACUGUGCGUCGUCGCAUGAUGAUGCAGUCUGGCCGCAAAGCAACCGAAAUCAUCUACAAGAACACACUGCACUGCUGGGCCACAAUUGCCAAGCAAGAAGGUACUGGCGCCUUCUUCAAGGGUGCAUUCUCCAACGUACUCAGAGGUACUGGUGGCGCUUUCGUGCUUGUAUUGUACGAUGAAAUCAAGAAGGUCUUGUAAAGUAAUUAACACCUACUAUCUAAUUGAGCUAAACAAUUAUUUAAUUUAAAUAUUAAAAUAAUAAAAACAAAAAAUUAAAAAAAAAAAAUACCAACAAAAAGCAGUUACCAUACAUUAUUGAAAUAAGCGAUAUAAAUAAAUAAAUGUAAAACAAAAGGUUGCAAAUUGUAACAAUACGAAGAUAGAGCGAAAAAUAACCAACAACAGUAAUUCAACAACAACAACACUGAUGAAUCUUUAGUAAGUGUUUGAUCACAAACAAAUACGGAAAAGUUAAAAAUACAAAAAUUAAUAAAAAUUGUAAAA
Molecule: messenger RNA, 6146 nt
Organism: Bactrocera oleae (olive fruit fly)
Lineage: Eukaryota; Metazoa; Arthropoda; Insecta; Diptera; Tephritidae
Product: ADP,ATP carrier protein
Biological process (GO): mitochondrial ATP transmembrane transport; mitochondrial ADP transmembrane transport; negative regulation of mitochondrial outer membrane permeabilization involved in apoptotic signaling pathway
Cellular component (GO): mitochondrial inner membrane
Molecular function (GO): ATP:ADP antiporter activity
Source: RefSeq, a predicted model, not a curated record